Messenger RNA from Aspergillus glaucus CBS 516.65, 810 nucleotides. RefSeq lists its product as uncharacterized. The coding region runs from base 1 to 810 and encodes 269 amino acids. Lineage: Eukaryota; Fungi; Ascomycota; Eurotiomycetes; Eurotiales; Aspergillaceae. The record is from RefSeq and is a predicted model, not a curated record. The transcript has 2 exons.
AUGUCGACCGCGGCAAUCCCCGAUGACGUGGAAUACGCAUACAGUGAUGGAAUCCAGAGGUACAUCUUCUCAGCCUUUGCCGGUAUCGUGUGGUACAAUGCCAUCGAACUUAUUGUCGUCUGCUUCGCUACCUUCCGACGAUAUCGGGGAUGCUACUUCUGGAGUCUACUCGUCUCUUCCUUCAGCUUGAUUCCCCACGUGCUGGGAUACAUCUUUUUACUCUUUCCUUUGGGAAUCUCGCCAUGGCUCUCCGUCUCGUUCGUCCUUGUGCCAUGGUGUGGAAUGGUAACGGGGCAAUCGCUGGUGCUCUGGUCGCGGUUGCACCUGGUGCUGCAAUCCCCAAAGGCUCUCCGGGGCGUGCUCUGCAUGAUCAUCAUCAAUGGCAUCGCCUUCCAUACACCUGUAUUCGUGCUUAUGUAUGGCAUUGUCUCGCCAAAGGCCGAUCUGUUUGUCCGCGGUUAUGACAUUAUGGAACGCGUCCAACUGGUCGGAUUCUGCGUCCAGGAACUCGUGCUCUCGGGAAUCUACAUAUACGAAACGGCCAAGCUUCUUCGACUACGUCCUGAACAACGACAUCGACAGAUCCUCGUCCAGUUAUUGGUCAUUAAUAUAUUCAUCCUCAUCCUCGAUGUCGCCGUCGUCGGUACCGAGUACGCAGGCUAUUAUGCAGUGCAGGUCAUGUUCAAACCGGUCGCCUACAGCAUGAAGCUCAAGCUAGAAUACACUAUCCUUGGCAAAUUGGUUGAAAUCGCUCAGGGGGUUACUUCGGAUUCCUGGGCAUCUACGAUCUGCUUCGCCACAUUCCCCUGA